Messenger RNA from Sclerotinia sclerotiorum 1980 UF-70, 834 nucleotides. RefSeq lists its product as hypothetical. NCBI's taxonomy places the organism in Eukaryota, Fungi, Ascomycota, Leotiomycetes, Helotiales, Sclerotiniaceae. The coding region runs from base 1 to 834 and encodes 277 amino acids. The transcript has a single exon. The record is from RefSeq and is a predicted model, not a curated record. Gene Ontology annotation, molecular function: DNA binding.
AUGGCAUCAACCGGCGUUUCCAUACCCAUGCCCAUGCCAGUCGCAACAAAUGGUACCCUCGAGCCGACCUGGCAUGGGUACAUUGGCAACACACAAGAUGCAGCCAUCCUUCUCGAAGCUUGCUUUACAGGAACCCUCAACCAUCUUGCCCGUCGCCCUCAUGAUAAGGAAAGACCUGAACUCAUCAAGAGCGGAAAUAUUUUCAUACACGAAGCAAACUCAUCCGGGGUAAAACGAUGGACUGAUGGUAUAACAUGGAGUCCAAGUCGUAUGGUAGGAAACUUUCUUGUCUAUCGAGAAUUGAAUAAACCAUUUGCGCCAGGAGAGAAGAAGAGAGCCACGGCGAAAGACAAGAGAGUGGGCAUUCAAAAGAAACGCGGUGCUCCUGGAGUAAACACAAGUCGCGUUUUCUCUUCUAUGCAUGGAGCACUAAACAAAGAGAUGGAACGAUCACUGGUCGGUUCGCUAGUUGAUUCGUACGACUUCAAGGAGGAUGAUGUUUGUCUUAUCAAGAAGACAAUCACCAUAAGUGUAGGAGACCUUACUCACCACAUUGUAUCUUAUUACACGAUCGACGAUGUCGUCUCCGGUAGACUUUCAACUCCACGAGCUGAACCUCGAUUCCAGCACCUCAAGCCACGUAGGGAUAUUGUCCUUAGCAAAAGCUACAAGCACCCUCUUGAUGAUCCCAACGUUCUGAGCGAAGACGACGACGUACGUGAAAAUCACUCAGCAUUUCAUAAUAAUUCGGGUCGGGGCGACUAUUAUUUACCAAAACCGAAAUGCGCCGAGACUACCCGCACCAUCCUCUCACGGAAUGCCCUAUCAAUCUAA